Molecule: messenger RNA, 6871 nt
Organism: Diachasmimorpha longicaudata
Lineage: Eukaryota; Metazoa; Arthropoda; Insecta; Hymenoptera; Braconidae
Gene: Blimp-1
Product: probable serine/threonine-protein kinase DDB_G0282963
Exons: 9
Coding region: 1137-4151 (1004 amino acids)
Biological process (GO): cell fate commitment; regulation of transcription by RNA polymerase II
Cellular component (GO): nucleus; cytoplasm
Molecular function (GO): DNA-binding transcription repressor activity, RNA polymerase II-specific; protein binding; RNA polymerase II cis-regulatory region sequence-specific DNA binding
Source: RefSeq, a predicted model, not a curated record
UUUUACACUGUGCCAUCCCGCGAACCCUCCUCUCAUCGUCGUAACCACUCGGGCAUCGAGAUAUUUAUUUAAUCGGAGAACGUGUGAAAUAAUUGAUAAAAUUAUCAUUCAAACAUCCAGCAUUUUUGUGUUAUGUUUGUUUUUCCAUUAUUUUUAAUAUUUGUUUUUCUUACCCACAAUUUCGUGUAAUAGGAUUUAUUUAUUGUGUUAGUAACUCGACAAUAAUACUUGUAAUUAUUUAAUCAAUGCUGAUGUGAGAAAAAGACGAGUGUGAAAAGAAAAUUGCAAUAUUUUAAGUAACAAAAUUUCGGUCGGACGAUUUUUUGUUUUUUAGUUGCAGAAUAUUUGUGUAUAUCAAUGUACCAAGGACAUGCGCGGAAGAAAAAGGGAAAGGGAACUCAAAAAAUCUUGGAUGAAUGUUUUUCUUGCUCAAUGUACUCGGUAAAGAAAAUUCGCAUUCGCAACGGCAACACCCACAUAUGAAAUUAUUCACACUAAAAAUAUCAAUUAUAUAAAAAGAAAUUAUAACUAAUAAUCAUAAUCAUUACUUCAAUUAUCGUAAUUUCAAAAAAAUUCCAGAGCGCCUCGAACAAACAAUGGCACGACAUUUUUUCUUUAUCGAUUAAACAUCGAAAGUGAAUCGGGCUAACGAGAUGAGCAGUAUAAAAAUAUAGAAAGAAGUGUCAAAAGAAACAGCUAAAAUUGAUAAAAUAAAACGUUUUUUUAAAUUGUUCAUUGAGGUUUCAAUGUUGUGAUAAUCGAUAAGGACUUUUUAAAAAUCGUGAAUUAAUGUUGAAAACAUAAAUAUCAAUAGAAAAACUUGUAGCAAUCACUUGUCGUUCGGUCCCCCUAUAAAUACGUAAAUGUUGAAAGAACAUAGUGAAUCUGCAAUAGAGCAUUAUUUCCAAAUAGUUCGUUUCAUCAUAUUUAUAUGUCAUAUGAGUUCGGGACAGAGUUCUGUAAAAAUGAUUGUCAUAAUUUCUCUGAAAAACUCGAGGAUUACGUAAAUCCACGCCGAAGAUUGAAAUAAUAAAAAAUAGUUGUAAUAGGGGAGACUAAUCUACGGGGCAUUAAUCUACAACUUGUGAAGGGACAAAAUUUUCAUCAUAGUACGAUUAUAAUUGGCAAAAGAAAAAAUGGAGACAGGUGAAUGGGAUCACACUGUCCUACGGGAAGAAGAAUUCGAUCAGCAUGCAGUCUACUUGGUACCCGAUGUAUCAACUUCGUCGAAUGACACUAACAGGGCUGAGGCUUCCUUACCUAGGAACCUUGUCCUCAAGCCAUCUCAAGCGCUGGAUCCCGCGUUGGGAGUUUGGAGUACCAGUUAUAUUCCUAAAGGUACUCGCUUUGGGCCUCUCGUAGGACAAGUCUACACUAAGGAUUCUGUACCAGCUAAUGUUACGAAUCGGAAGUACUUCUGGAGGGUUUACAAAAAUAAUGAAUUGUACUAUUUCAUUGACGGCUAUGAUAUACAAAAAUCUAACUGGAUGCGUUAUGUUAAUCCAGCGUAUUCAUCGGAAUCGCAGAACCUUAUUGCAUGCCAAUAUAAGAUGAACAUUUAUUUUUACACGAUAAAACCUAUACUCCCCAACCAAGAACUUCUGGUCUGGUACUGCCGUGAAUUUGCUGAAAGGCUUAACUAUCCUUUAACCGGUGAGCUGAUGUUGCAGCGAAUACGACAACAGGUACAGCAGUCCAGUUUGCCAAGUGAAAUUCCCUCAUCUGGGGAAAUCGUCCUACCCUCAAAAGAUUCCUCAAUUUAUGAAAGACGAUGUCAAUUGACACCAACAGAAGGCUCCGUCAGAUCGGAUGAGGGAUAUCAUUCAAACGGAUAUCACGAUGAAAUUUUAACACCGCCAGAGGAGAGCAGUGAAUCGGAUUCUGAGAAUAAUUAUGUUCUUGACUUUAGCAAAAAUACACGCACAUCGAUUGCAACAACAGAAAUGACAAAACCAGACAGUGCAUUGGUGAAAAAUGAAUAUAGAAAAGUGAAAAUAAAAAUCAAUAAGACUUAUAAUAAUUUUCAAGGGAAUAACAAAAGUAUUGAUAUCAAGGAAGAAAUGGCUAAUAGGACAUUAACGCCUGAUCUACCGCAAAAAAUAGCUAUAAUAUUGAGUUCAACGAAUGAUGAGGAUGAAAGAUCGAAAGUUUUUUAUGAACCUGAUGUGAAAAUUAAUGCAAUCCAAACACACACUAAUAACAAUAAUAAUCAUAAUAUUAAUAAUAAUAAUAAUAAUAAUAAUAAUCAUAAUAAUAAUAAUAUUACUACUACUAAUAAUAAUAGUAGUAGUAAUAAUAAUAAUAACAACAACAAAAUUAAUAAUAAUAAUAAUAAUAAUAAUAAUAAUACAAUAUCAACGACUACGCAUACGACGACGGCAGCUGCACGGCCGCCUUAUGUAACAAGUCCAAAUAGUUCCAUAUUAGAAAACAUACUUUUACGACACACUACAGAUAGUAAUAAUAAUACGAGCAAUAAUUAUGCUCACAGUGCUAAUGGGGAGAAUAAUCAGCAUAAUAGAAGUCAUAUAGAUUCGAUUAGCCCACCACCAUCUAGUCCAACAGAAAUGGCAUACUCAUACAAAAAAUCACACAGAUACGGAAAUAUCCUUCCCUGUAGUCCGGAUUCAAGUUCAAAUUUACCAAUGCAAGUUGAUAGCUGCACAAGUGCCAAUAAUUCAACAAAUAAUCUAUCGAUGAUACAGUGUUCUGGUAAUCUUCAUUCGAGUACAGCCACAGGUAUUGGUAAUUCGUGUGAUUUACCAAAUCAAUUAGUGCAUUCGGUGAACGAAGGAGACUCCAUUCAUUCGAGUACAGCUUUGACAUCAACCACCAGUGGCCUUCAUCCAUCAACGAUAAGUAUAUGUAAAGCGAGAAAAACUCAGAGUCCCUCACCAACGACAACUACAACGGUCACGGUGAAUGUAUCGUCCUUGCCUGUGGCAUCAACAGAGGGUGAAGAAGAAUCAGCAGCGGCAUCGACAAUUAUCUACUCACAACAGCACAAUGCGUGCUCAUCAGGGCAUAUUGAAUCAAGCACAGGGUACCAGCUGAAUCCAGCUAAUACACCUCCCAGUGUUACAUCAAUAUCGCCACUAAAUUCUCCCUCCUCUUAUCCCUACAAUAUCUAUCAUCAAAAUGCUAGUAUGCAUCAACAUAUUGCCCCCCUAACUAUCAACUGCGCUCCAUAUUCACCGACUCCACCGGCAGCUGUCAGCAGUAUGUACGAGAGAACUGAUAGAAGACACGAAACCAAUGGUCAUCAACUUCCAACUUCUUCCACAAUGCAAAUUGAUGAUAAUCAUUCCACCAUUAUUAGUGGUACACGGAAUCUUCAUCUCAGUCACCAUCACCCUUUGAGCAUUCAUCCGAAUUCAACAAAUAGAUAUUCACCAGCAAGUUCUCUUUCACCGGACGAUCACGGUUGCUCCCAGAGUGGCUCGUUGAGUCCUAAUUCUCAGGGUUCAAGAGGCUACAGAUCUUUGCCGUAUCCGCUUAAGAAGAAGGAUGGAAAAAUGCACUACGAGUGCAAUGUAUGUUGCAAGACAUUUGGCCAAUUGUCUAAUCUUAAAGUACACUUACGCACUCAUUCCGGUGAAAGACCUUUUAAAUGCAAUGUCUGUACAAAAAGUUUUACACAACUUGCUCAUCUUCAGAAACAUCAUUUGGUCCAUACAGGGGAAAAGCCGCAUCAAUGUGAAAUUUGCAAAAAGCGAUUCAGUUCAACAUCAAAUUUGAAAACCCAUUUGCGUUUACACUCGGGACAAAAACCCUACGCAUGUGAUCUUUGUCCUGCUAAAUUCACUCAAUUUGUGCAUCUUAAAUUGCACAAACGGCUACAUACGAAUGAGAGGCCCUACACCUGCCAGGGCUGUGAUAAGAAGUACAUCAGUGCAAGCGGAUUGAGAACUCACUGGAAGACUACUAGUUGUCGGCCAAAUAAUAUUGAAGAUGAGCUUGCUCUAGCUGCUGCUGUUGGUUCACCAACUUACUACGAGUACAGUCACGAAAUCACUGUUGCUAAUAUAUCGAAAGAGUCUGAACUUGAAACGAUGGAAAACUAUGACAGAAGAAACGCAUUACACUCAACAGCUCUUCAUAAUUUAGAGAUGAAUGUAAUAUGCAGAAAGAAUGUGAACUUGAUAAAAUAGAAAGUUACGAAAGGCAGAGUGCCGUUAAUUCACACCCUACAUCCCUACACAAUUUGGAGAAUCCAGUGGGUAGACCGACUGUUAUAGAAACCUCUCAACCUCACAUUAUCGAGUGCACCUAACAGAGAUGUUAAAUAAGGCUGAUUAAGUGUAUCUCCAAUGAAACACCAAUACUUUCUCAAAAGAUUUUCAUUUCCAAAGGUACAAAAUUUUCCAUUUUGAAUUGAUGCUAAUUCCGAUUAUCCGAUUCUUCUCUAAGAAAUACGCCAAUAGAAAUGGUAAAAGAUGAGAAGAAGACGAAGAAGAAGAAGAAGAAGGAAGAGAAAAGAAAUCCUUUUGAUUAAAAUGACGGCAAGUGUCGACAUCCGUCAAAUCAUAUGAUGAAUGACAGCCAUCUGUUGUAAUAUAACGAUGUAGAAAUGAAUUUUCAACAAAAUGGGAUUGUAACCAAUGUCGACACCCAGACUGCAACUAUACGAGACCUGUACCUGUAUAUAUUAAUAUUAACAUAAUAAUUUUUUGAUUAGGUGAAACAAUAUUGAAAAAAAAAAACACAUUUAUGUCGUCGAUUGGCCAAGCGGUGGGCUACCUUCGCAGCUUAAUAUUGUUUCAAAGAGAAAGUUAUAUAAUCCUAUUCAAUAAUUUUUUAUUUAAAAAUUGCUAGCUCUAGACUUUGAAUAUUUUUAUCAUUAGCGAGAAAUCGGGCAAUCAGAGCAUAGGAUAAAUCGACGAUAAUUAUAAUAUUUAUUCAUGUAAAAAAAUCGAUAAACUACGGUGUGAUUAUUAUGUUUAUUACAAUCUAUUUAUUCAUUGCUCUUGAUUCAAAGGGAUUAGAGGGAUAAUUGUCCAGUAAGGAAGACCAAACAGUAUUUUUAGCAGUGAGCUUUUCCUUAUUUCAUUUGUGCGUCAUGAUACUUCCAUUUCAUCAUCAUUAUGAUUUAUUAUUUUAUUUAUGUUGGUCAUUAGUUUUCAUUAAUUGUAAGUAAAUCAUUAUAUUCCUACUACUAUCUGAGAUUUGUAUUAGUGCGGAUGCGGCCUGCUGCAAAUCUGAUAAUUAUUAUUAUGAAUAUUUUCAUGGACAGUUGGUUCAAGAAACAAGUUAAUUAAAGUUGAUUGAAUAUCGCUACUUAUGUACGAUGAAAAAAAGUCAAAAUUACUGCUCUAUGAUUAUAUUCGGAGAGGGAAUGAUAAGGAAAGAAUAAAAAAUAAUAAUCAUUAAACCAGAAAAAAAAUGAAAGCGCAGACUGAUAUAAGUUACUCUACUGUUCACUUCAUACGUUACAUGUAGUCUUCAUAUGUAACAAUAUAUGAAUUGUAAUUACGGUGCAAAUGUAAUACAGAAGAUCUCUUCCGAACAUUAUCAAAUGAAAAGAAUCAAUUAAGAAGGAUAUUUAUUUCUAUUUGGCAUUAUUAGUCUUCUGGCUUGAAUCAAUUGAAUUUCAAGAUGAUCUGCAUUGAAAUAUUUAGUGAAAUUCAUAUAGAACAGGCAGUGUCAAGCAGUGAGGUAUAAUGUACGGAAUGCUCGAGCCAGUGAAAAAAAAACAUAAAAUUUAAAAUGUUGAUAAUGAAUAUUAUAGUCUAAAAUUAUUUUUGACCAUUUAUACAUCCAAGUGGAUAGUAAAUCAUCGAUUUAUUGCUACAUAUGAAUAAUAAUAGACCGAAUAGACGCUCAAAAUUGGAGAAAUUGAUUUUUUAAAGAAGCAUAAAAAAAAAGUCCGAUAUUGAGAGUGUAAUUUUGACAAACGUACUUGCACAAUUUUCUAGUCGCCUAAAUACUUUUGAAAAUUAACCUUCUCAUAAACAAGGUCAAUUUGUUCGAUCCCAGGUUUCAAAUUAGUCCAUUGUUUUAAUACCAUUAUUAUUGCCAUUGUGAUUAUGAAUCGAUGACCGCACAAUGAGCAAUUUCAUGUAAUUUCUAUGAGCGAAAUUUAAUCAUCUCAUUUCGCUUAAAUUCCCGUAGAAUUGAUAAAAAUUAACUGCUAAAAUCGCUGCUCUGAAAGCAUUACCGUGGCGCAAUUAUAGCCCAGAACACACGAUAAAUAAUUGCCUUGAUUUGCUGCCUUGCCUGCAUCAGACAUAUUUGACAUGUCAUAUGUACAAUAACUUUCAAUGAAGCAAAAAUGAAAUAGAAGCAUUCGAGAAAAAUUAAACCGAUUAAUAAAUAAUUGAAUAAGUGAAGCAGGAUUAUAAUGUGCAGGUAGAAAGAAAAUUGAAUGAUACUGUAAAUAAGCUGAAGUAGAGCAUGAUGUAAAGAAGCAACAUGAAAAAAUAAAUAUUAAAACAUUCAUUUUGAUCCCAUAAAUACCGCGCAACGCAUAAAAUACGUACACUAGCGUAUCUGAACAAGUCUUGAAUUGAACAUUAUUAAUUAUAAGCAAACAUAAAUUGUGAAUGAAAGGAAGAUGGAAAAAACAUUGUUAUGCAUUUAUUAUCAUUAUAACUACUGAACAGGUAAUGCUCAAUUAGCAUUUGUUUCUUAAAAAUAAAGAAUAAAUAUAUGGCUGUUGGAUAUUUAAAUGACAAUUUCUUGCUUCCUCCUGCAUAUUUGUUUUUAUUGAAUCAAGUGAUUAUUGUUUAAAUAAAUUUCCAAUAAUUUGUUUCAUUAAAAGGAUAAGUUUAAUUAUUAAACGGUAAACUAAAUUAACUAGGAAUCGCUUCUAUUUUGCACUUUAACAAAUACAGUAAUGACAUUUAGAAAAAAAAAAAAAAAGAAACAGAAA